AUGGGCGGGCGGGACCCAAUGAUAGUGGGGUCACCUACCGAGAUAAAAGUUGAGAUAACGCAGACAUCUUCACUACAUGAUUGUCUUCACGUCCUCAGACAUGCUCCCAGUACAUUCGCUUCGAGAUCUCGUGAAAAACCUGGAAGACCAACUAGAGAAAAGGAAAAUGUAUUUAUGAUAUUACCUCAAAACGACCCUAGUAAGUUUGACGUGACAUUUAUUAUUGGUAAAUGUGAAACUUUAUCAUGCGAAGAGGAACAGGCGUGCGUUCAGAGACAAAGGAACAAUGUUACAGCGCAUUACUGUUUGUGCACUUCCAACGGGGAGGAAGCCAAAAAAGGAGUUAAAUGUCCGCGUAGCACUGUGCCAUUGAAUCAACGUCAAGCUAUCCACAAUUUAAUACCACCGAAGCCAUCAAACGCCACAAAACUCCGACACCCGCCGCCCACGGCUCAAGAACCAAAUUCAUUUGUUGGGAAUGAAAUUUAUGCUGAAGCCACGGUUGGAAGCGAGACGGCAUUAUUAGAUUCCAGUACAUAUACGAGCGCUAGUGCCCCACUCCUUGUCAGUAUGAUCACAGGAUGCGGCCUGCUCAUAGUUUUAGUCACAGUAUUAGCAUUCUUCCUCAGAAAACGUAUAUGUAACGUCGAAAGGAAAGUAAAACCGCGUGUACGGCCAGGGGAACCUCUGCUAGCUGAACGGUAUAUAACGAACCCGCAGUACGGCGUGUGCGGUGCAGGCAACGUGGCCCCCAGCGCGGCUCCAGGGACGCCGGCCCCCUUCCCUUCCAACAAAGUGAACCAUCCUGAAGUCACCGUCUUGGACAGAAGCACACUGGCAUUCCUGGAGGAAGUUGGGGAAGGCUGCUUCGGCAAAGUUUAUAAAGGAGCUCUACGUCUCAACUCUGGUGAGAAAGAAGUGGCUAUCAAAGUCCUCAAGGAAAGUGCCGGUCGAAGUGCUGAAGAAGACUUCGUGAGUGAAGUUUCCAUUAUGUCAGCGUUUCGGCAUCCGAACAUUUUAACGCUUAUUGGAGUAGUCUAUAAAGAUGAAACUAAUAUAAGCCCAUGGAUGGUUUUUGAAUACAUGGAGUGGGGUGAUUUAGCCGGUGUCUUACGAGGCUCUCGAUGUGGUGGGCGAGCUGGACCAAACCUUGAUGAGGCUGCUUUACUUCAGGUCGCCCUACAAGUAGCAAGAGGGAUGCAAUAUUUGGCUUCGAGACGCUUCGUUCAUAGAGACUUAGCUGCAAGAAAUUGUUUGGUCGGUACCAACUUAGCCGUCAAAAUUGCAGACUUCGGUAUGUCCCGAGAUGUUUAUACUUGCGACUACUAUAAAAUGGGAGGAGAAAGGCCAAUGCCAGUGAGAUGGAUGUCACCGGAAAGCAUUGUUUAUGCCAGAUUCACACAUGAAUCCGAUGUGUGGUCCUAUGGUGUCGUACUUUGGGAAAUUUACACUCGUGGAAAACAACCGUUUUAUGGGUGUAAUAAUGAAGGAGCUACCAAAAAGAUCUUAAAAGGCAUCCUUUUAAUACCACCUGAUGAUUGUCCCUACUUCGCAGGUGAGUUGAUGCGAGCAUGUUGGGCGAUUGAUCCUCGGGAUCGAAUAGGGUUUGAUGAAAUAUGCUCAAAAUUGGAAGCUGCUCAAGCAGCAGAGGGUACUUCAACGAAAAUACGUCUACCUCGACCACCUGCUGCGCCAUUAGACUCAGGUGGUUAUUUGGUUCCUAUUACACCUCCACCGGCUGAUUAUUUAAAACCGUUACCAGAUUCCGAUUAUAGUGAUGAUGAGGAUGAAGACUCAGAAGAUUGA
Danaus chrysippus (African queen) is the source of this 1806-nucleotide messenger RNA. NCBI's taxonomy places the organism in Eukaryota, Metazoa, Arthropoda, Insecta, Lepidoptera, Nymphalidae. The record is from the annotation of a GenBank genome assembly.